AGCUUUCAACAACCUUAACCCCUGUUUGCAGACCGAGAGUGGUUGAUUAAUGUUGGGUUUGUGUCAAUUUCCUGGAUGAGCACCGAGUGAACAUGAACAUAUGAAUCUGCGUAUAGUCAUGAGGUAACAUGUAUUCAUAUGAUCACAAAUACGCUGAAAAAUAGUCACUGUGUGCGGCAGUUCGAGGCGAAACAUUAACAGACAUUGAAAUUCAGGUCAGUGGGCGUGUCACAUGAUCUCGUUGAAAACCUAUAUUUUACGAUGGAACUUGCCCCAAGUGUCGUGGAAAACCUUUCUCUUGCUGGUGAUAGUUCCCGAAUCCCAGACAAAUGUUUCAAAACGCUAGUAAGCAAAGCGUGUCAAGGUGUUCUUGACCCAAGACUGAGAGAUGCCGUCUCUGGUCACCCUGACAUGAAAGAUGUAGACAAGCCGUCAUUAAAAGCCGCCUACUCAGGACUCGUGACUCUCAUACUUGAAGCAGCGAAACAGGACUCUGAGAGUGAGACAAUUGGUUCUAUACUUGAAGACUGUAAAUUUUCAACAGAGAGAAUAAACAGCUUCAAUUCAAUAUUCCUGGCUCAGAAACCAUCUCUUCAAAUCUUACUUGGAAGUGUAGGAAAUAGCCCUCCUCACAUUGUUGAUAUUGACUGGAGGUUGGACUACUACAUCAAGAACAAUCAUCUUGACAAGGUGAAUGAGCCUGUGUACCUUAUAAGCUUAAAGACUGAACAGCCUGGGGACAGUGAAUUAAAAGAAGUCCAGUUUUCCUGCUCUCUUGAACAACUGCAAGACCUUGUAGGAAAGCUUAAAGAUGCAACAAAGUGCUUGGAAAAACUAAGUCAGAUAUAGCUAGCAUGUUUGUGUAUGUGGAAACUGAGACAAUAGUCCUUGAAUGAAUUACAAGAUAUGUAUUUUUCUUUCAAAUUUCAAAAGGGAACAAAAUGCAUGAAGGCAGGCUCUAUGCUUUUGUCAGUAUCUACAAACUUGUGUAAUGUUUAACUCAGGGUUUGACAGACAUGCUGGGCAAUUAACAAUAUUUUUAUAUAAAGUUUAAUCAGAACCGACAAAGUUUGGUUUUUGGGCAAGUCAAAUUGACUGCAAAAUACCUGUACAUAUGAUAAAAUAUAAUGAUGAAAUAAUGUUGCUAGCUGCAUCUUUACGCUGUAUGUAUGGUAAAAUGUCUGACAGGUUAGUUACCUGAAGCAAAGUGUGGCAAAUGAGUAUUUGCAAGGUUAUUGUGUGGAAUCCUAUUUGAAAGAGAUGACUUGCAGUUGUCAUGCUCAUUUCUGUUAGACAGUAAAUAUUCUGUCGCAGUGGACCUGUUGGCUUACUGAAAAGAUAUUUUGUUAAAUCCGUAACUACCAGUCAAGCAAAGUAUUUUGUAUGAACACCAGUAGAUCAAUACUCAUACUAUAUUUGUACAUUUGAUAAGUUAUACGGACAUCCGUAACUCCAUCGACAUUGCUGCCACAAUUCUCUUUACUGAGUUACAUCUCUUUUUUCAUAUCAGAAUCUUAUGAUCAUAUUUUGAAUCCUGGUUCUCUAUAUAUUAUGUUCUAUGAUUCUCAUCACAAUAGCCAUGCUUGUGGAUUUCACCAACGUGGGUUUCACAAAAGUGAAAAAUAUCCAAAACUUGCAUCGCCGGUGUGACAGUAUUAACAGAGUUAGCACCAUCUUCCUCAUACAUUAAGCUGUUAUCUAGGGCUGGCUAUUGAUUCAGAUCAUGGAGAUCGCUACUCGUUAAAUAAUUAUCGAUCUGUUAUCAAUAAAGUAACUAAGGGCAAAAUGCCACAAAAGUCUGUAAGAAAUCGUCAUGUUUCACGUCAUCGGUGAGUGGUGGCAUAUUUAUGUUUGGAUUACUGAUAAAACAGUGCCCUGAACAUAAUUUAGACACAGUUCAUGAAUAUAGACGUAGCUUUGCAUAUUGUGUGAGUAAGUUAACACUUUGUUUCAUCACAAUAGUGUAUGUAUGAUGACACACUUUUUAUGUCAAUAAUCAUAAAAAAAUAAUUCCCAUCAACGAUAUUUCCGAUCAUUGAUCUUCUUAGCCUGCCCUACUCUUAUCAUGGUUAGAUCUUAAUGCUGGUGAAAUACCCUUUCAAAGCAGUGUUAAAUUUGACUCGCACUCUCUCAAGUUAUUAUUGGUCACAUUGUUCAAACGAUUCUUAUUAGCACUGACGAUGUCUUUGUGAAAACAGUUUGUAGAAGAGGAGUUGAUUUUAUUGUAUUUUGACUUUGAUUAGAUGUACACUUACAUCAAAUUAUGUUAAUGAUAUGUGAUUAAAAUGAUCUUUCAUAUAGAUGA
Messenger RNA from Haliotis rubra (blacklip abalone), 2305 nucleotides. RefSeq names its product COMM domain-containing protein 3-like. The transcript has a single exon. Gene Ontology annotation, biological process: sodium ion transport. The record is from RefSeq and is a predicted model, not a curated record. Lineage: Eukaryota; Metazoa; Mollusca; Gastropoda; Lepetellida; Haliotidae. Bases 262 to 849 code for a protein of 195 amino acids.